AUGAAGUGCCAGCAGCCAAGACCGGACCAUCAACGAGCCCUCGAGACGCUUCUCUCAGCAGGAAGACGAGCGUCCGCAGGAUCGUACAAGGGUUCGCCCGCAGGAGAGGGAGGUUCCGAGGGAUUCACUAAGUAUCAGGCAGAUGUUUUUAAACAGCUCACCAGGACCAACGGCGUCGCCAAGCAGGAAGAAGAUUGUUCCUUCCAGUACUUCCCUCGGAGCACCGCAGUAUCUUCGGAAGAGCGGCGCAAGAUGCCCCCCUGCAGGGCCAAGAAAGCGGGCAGAUUCAAGUGUAGGUUUUGCGAUUACUGCAGCGAUCGUUCGUGCCACGUUGAGGUACACGAGAGGACCCACAUGGGUGAGAAGCCGCACUUGUGCCCCUUGUGUCCCAAGUGCUUUGCAGGGAAGCGUAGCCCGAGAAAGCACAUCCGGGACACACACAAGGACCGUGGCAUCUACGAGUGCUCCACCAGCGGGGCUUUCCUGCGGCAAGAGCGCCUUCGAGCAUACGAGAUGGCGCAUAUCUCAAAGGCAUAUUCACACGAGCGACAACCUCACGGAAGAUUCUAG
Ornithodoros turicata is the source of this 570-nucleotide messenger RNA. Its product is annotated as zinc finger protein 22-like. Bases 1 to 570 code for a protein of 189 amino acids. The record is from RefSeq and is a predicted model, not a curated record. NCBI's taxonomy places the organism in Eukaryota, Metazoa, Arthropoda, Arachnida, Ixodida, Argasidae. The transcript has 2 exons.